AAUGAAAACGAAUCAGAAAAAGGUGUAGUCUUUUGUUUGCCCAACAUGCUUAUCUAAAAGAAGUGGAAAGAGUCAAAGAACUUUGUUUCUGGUAUUGAAUUGAAGCUCAUAGUUUUAGCGAUAAAGAUGAGAGCUUUACCUAUCUUGCUGCUAUUUACUGCACUAUUCAGGGCAUUUUCAUCAUCUAACGAUGCAUACCCUUCUGGGUAUGGCGACGAACCGGGUAUCUGUCUCAGUUCUAGCGCCAAAUUACAGCAGAGAGAAGCUUAUGAAGGGGAAAUCUUUGACAUCACGCAUCCGUACACUCCCAACACGCCGUUGGGGGAUUCUGCUGAGGGCACAGGACAAAUUCUGAGACUUUUGAUGAGCAUGAAAAAUGGGUCUGAUUACAACUUGUCGGAGAUGAGAUUGUGUGUUCAUGCUGGGACUCAUGUUGAUGCGCCGGGGCACAUGUACGAUAAUUACUUUGAUCAGGGAUUUGAUGUUGAUACUCUUGACCUUAGAGUUCUCAAUGGCCCUGCAUUAGUAGUGGAUGUUCCAAGGGACAAGAACAUAACUGCUGAAGUAAUGAAGUCGUUAAACGUUCCCAAGGGAGUGAAGCGAGUGCUUUUCAGAACACUGAACACUGACAGGCGUCUUAUGUGGAAGAAGGAGUUUGACUCGAGCUAUGUGGGGUUCAUGAAGGAUGGUGCACAGUGGCUUGUAGACAACACUGACAUUAAACUCGUCGGAAUCGACUACUUAUCAGUUGCUGCUGCUGAUGACGUGAUUUCAGCUCAUUUAGCAUUCCUCAAGAGCAGGGAAAUUAUUCUCGUGGAAGGCCUGAAACUUGAUGAGAUCAGUCUCGGGAUUUAUACCAUACAUUGUUUACCCCUGAGGUUGGUUGGUUCUGAUGGAUCACCCAUCAGAUGCAUCCUCAUCAAGUAACUCGAUCUACUAGUAAGGGCAGGAAGAAAUGGUGAAACUGAAAGCCUGGAGAUAAUGCCCCAAUGCCAUAAUCUCAAGCUUUGGGAUGCUCAUCAUCAUAUUAUUAUCUGGGACUAGAUUUUCUGUCUUUAGUAGUUGGUACUUCUGGUUAAACAAUUCAAGGCAUGUAAAAGCUAGUGACUUUUGCUGUAGAAUUAGUGACCGAGUGGGUAAAGUAUGAUUCAUUGAAUUCACCAACAUCCACAAUCGGUCCAAAAACAACAUAUGUAUGACUAGGAGUUAAAAUUAGCAUGUGCGUGUCAGGCUGUCAGCUAUGCCAACAAAAUUAGAACAGAUCUAUUAGAAUAUCAAGAAAUCACAUAUGAAUAAACUUAUAUAAUAUUGGCCACCA
Messenger RNA from Ipomoea nil (Japanese morning glory), 1318 nucleotides. Its product is annotated as kynurenine formamidase-like. The coding region runs from base 127 to 927 and encodes 266 amino acids. NCBI's taxonomy places the organism in Eukaryota, Viridiplantae, Streptophyta, Magnoliopsida, Solanales, Convolvulaceae. The transcript has 7 exons. Gene Ontology annotation, molecular function: arylformamidase activity. The record is from RefSeq and is a predicted model, not a curated record.